Ilex paraguariensis (yerba mate) is the source of this 2356-nucleotide messenger RNA. Lineage: Eukaryota; Viridiplantae; Streptophyta; Magnoliopsida; Aquifoliales; Aquifoliaceae. The record is from the annotation of a GenBank genome assembly.
AUCAACCAUUGACCACGUUCAUUGAUUUUCUUGCGAUUACAAACAAUCUGUGAAACAGAUGCCUAAUCGAUGGAGGGAUAUGAUUCUAACUUGAAAUCUGAAGCUGAAGGAGAAAUCGAGCAGUUGGAUUCUAGGGUUUCGACUCUAUCAAUAAGCGACGAUACCAGAGACCCGAAUUUGAACAAUCAGUUGGAUCAUGGGGCGCUUGAGAAACAAAGGAAACACAAUGAUGUAAAAGCAAUGGUUAGUUCCUUCAGCAAACAAAUGGCUCAUUUUGAAGAACAUGGUCCUGAAUUGCCUCAACAAGCAAGUGAUGAGAUUGGUGAGAAGAGAGAUUGUGUGAUCCGUGAUACCAUAUUAUUACCACAGAACAUGGGAGAAAAGAAUGAUGAAAAUAGUGUUUUCGAGAGUCAACAAAUGGUUAGAGGUGUAGAAAGUAACUAUUAUUUACAUCAUCACACUGAGGAAAAUGAUAAGAAGAGAGGUUUCAUGAGUCAAAACGUUGUUAAAAGUGAAGAGUGUGAUACUGAAUUAUUGCCUCAAGACAAAAGGGAGCCAUAUGACGAGAAUGGUGGCUUUGUGGGCGAACAAAUGGCUAAGCCUGAAGAGUACGACACUCAAUUACUUCAAGGCGUAAGUGAAGAAAAUAAUGACAGAGGAGGUCUCAUGACCCCUCAAAUGACAAAAACUGAAGAACAUAGUUCUGAAUUACCUCAACACACAGAGGAGGACAUGAAUGAGAAGAUAGAAUCAGAUACCUGCCAUCAGAAACAAGGAAAAUACUUCUAUUAUGACUCACCACUCUAUGAAGAAACUGGGGUUUGGAUACCUGUUUCUGUUCCUCCUAUGUCUGAAAGUGAGCAUGAAGAAUGGGCUAGAGGUUUCUGCUCAAAUGGAGGGUACUUCCCUCUAGGAGACAUGGGGUGGAGUCGGGAAGAUAAAGAACUAACCAUGUGGGAUGUGGUAGCCGAACUGUUACUUGUGGCUCGUGGAAAAGUGAAUGAUUUUGCUUCGGGUGAUAUUGGUAAAAUUUCAUGGAUAUCUGGCCAGCUAAUGGAGCAAGCUUGGAAAGAGAUGGCUCAAACUCUCACUGAGGCCAAUUUUGGUAACACUCGUGAAUUACUCGAAGCUGAGCCACCUAAAUGGUUGCCUGAUAGUGCAGCUUCUGCUUGUAUGUUGUGUAGUGUGCGAUUCCACCCUAUUAUUUGCACGAGGCAUCACUGUCGUUUUUGUGGAGGAAUUUUUUGCAGUGAGUGUACUAAAGGAAGGAGCUUGUUGCCAGAAAAAUUUCGUGUUGCAGACCCACUACGAGUCUGUGAUGUAUGUUGUGUGCGUCUUGAGUCUGUCCAGCCAUAUUUAAUGGAUCAAGUAAGCCAUGCUGCUCAGAUGCCAACCCAUGAUCUGACUGAUUUGAGCACUUUAAGAUCCUGGGUAAAUUUUCCGUGGGGCCAAUCCAUGGAAUAUGAGAUUUACAAAGCCGCAAACACCAUUCGGGGUUAUGAAACGGUUGGUAGACUGAGACCUGAAAAGUCAAUUCCAGAUACUAUCCUCCGACAAGCAAAAGGCCUUGCAAUCCUCACUGUAGUAAAAGUCGGGAUGAUGGUUACGUACAAUAUUGGAACUGGAUUGGUGAUUGCUCGUAGAGAGGACGGCUCCUGGUCUCCGCCCUCCGCCAUUUCUUCUUUUGGCGUGGGAUGGGGAGCUCAGGCUGGAGGAGAACUGACAGACUUUAUAAUUAUUUUGAGAACUCAUGAUGCUAUCAAGACCUUUAGUGGUGAUAUGCAUCUCUCUAUUGGAGCUGGUUUGAGCGCAGCUAUUGGCAUUGUUGGACGGACAGCUGAAGCUGAUGUACGAGCUGGUACUGGUGGCUAUGGUGCUUGUUAUACGUAUAGCUGCAGUAAAGGUGCAUUCGUUGGAUGUUCACUAGAAGGGAGUAUUGUCACAACCCGUGCAAGGGAAAACUCCCGGUUCUAUGGCAGCCAAUCAAUAAAUGCAUCAGAUAUUCUUCGUGGCUCAUUGCCUAGGCCACCCGCAGCUGCCAUCCUCUAUCGUGCACUAGCAGAUCUAUAUCAGAAGAUUAAAACAUGAUCCAACGAUUCAAAUACACGUUACUCUACAAGUUAUCCAGAAUGAAGGAAGUCACCUGUGGACACAUUGUCAGGAGGCAUUCUCAUGAAGGAUCCCUGUUAGUAUCUGAAAUAUUUCUUACGAAUUACUGUACAGGCAAUGUCAUUGAAAAUGUGUUCACGUUAUUUCUUCAUGUAAAUAUUUUGAUAUAAAAACUGUUGUGCAGCAUUUCGUUUGAUUGCAUUAGGUAAAAGUGCAAAGUGCGAAUGGAAUGAUUAAUGGUUCCAAG